Anopheles nili is the source of this 2741-nucleotide messenger RNA. RefSeq names its product probable G-protein coupled receptor Mth-like 14. The coding region runs from base 1 to 1905 and encodes 634 amino acids. The record is from RefSeq and is a predicted model, not a curated record. Gene Ontology annotation, molecular function: G protein-coupled receptor activity. The transcript has 5 exons. NCBI's taxonomy places the organism in Eukaryota, Metazoa, Arthropoda, Insecta, Diptera, Culicidae.
AUGAAACCUAUAGCUAGUGCAUCCGCGAGGCAGUGGCUGGCCCUGGCUCUGUGUGGUGCCUUGGCGUCCGUUGUAGUGGGCUCGUUCGAUUCUAGUGGACAAGGUGAGUUCGAGUACGAGGAGUACGACGACGAUAGUCCGUACCAGGGCAAGUACGAUCCGGAAGCGGAUGAUGUCCUGGAGGACUUUGCCGACCACUUUGAAGUGCUGGAUCCGAUCACUGACGAUGACAUUUCUUAUUCAGGAUACGAAUACGAUGAACAGUUGGAACGGGCGGACGAAAAUGCAACGUACGUCAGUGCCGUGCUUAAAACCACACUCGACAAUGAUACGCGCAGUGCAAUUGACGUUGAAAAAACGUCGUUAAAUGAAACGCAUAGUGCGUCGUCCAUUGGUGAUCAUACAACGAUCAAGCCUUAUUCGACAGAUGUCGAAAUGCCGUCGCAGGAGGAAGAGAGGACUUGUAGCAACCGUGAGAUCCUAUCCACCCAACCAGUGUACGAGAAUACCUUAAAGAAUGUUAUCAAAAUGUGCUGCCCGCAAGGAGAAAGCCUCAUGGAAGAACACUACAUCUACGUCUCUUGUUUUCCGAAUGAUAUAUGGGGAGGAGGUGAUUCAAACAAGAACUUGCCUGAGGCUAUCAUGGCAAAGUUCUAUAACGGCUGCAUCGAAGACCUCGAGGAACCAGUUAUCCUAGGCGUGCGUUACGGCAACCCGUGCAGUGAAGGUGCUGAAAUGGUUAGCUUUAGUGCGCGUACCAAUGAUUCGCUAUACGUCAUCCAAAACGGAUCCCUGCUAGUUAUCUACGGCCAGGACGUGUUCUACAACAUAUACGAUGCUUACUGCUUAGAUUACGAUAGGAACGACGGUACACUGAUCGGGUAUGUCUGCCCCCAGCAAUUAAAUCUAGUUCCGGACGUCAUCGAAGCGCAGCUGAUGUUGCUCACACUAUGUCUCAUCGUUGCCAUACCGCUACUGCUCACCACGGCACUCCUGUAUAUCAUCAUCCCGGAGCUGCACGAUUUGCAUGGCAAAGCGAUCGCGAUGAAUUGCAUCAACUUCGCCUUAGCACUGCUUUUACAGUGCUUCUUCCAGUAUCGCAACCAGAAAAAUCGAGUGCUGACAGAUGACAUGUUGUUGGCAAAUUACGCCGAAUACUUCCUAUUGGCCACGUUUUUCUGGCUAUUGGCAAAUUGCGCCAACAAUUGUAUUCUCAUUUGGUACUACGAACCAAAGCAGAAGGACCGGAGCAGUCGCAGGGAAAACUUCCUGUUCGUGGUGUGGAUGAUUAUCGCACAAAUCAUCCCGCUGUUCAUUAUUUUGCUUUGCUCCAAAACUAAAAAAGGAAAUCCGGCUAAGAAGCAUUACUUGUUCAUUUCGAUCAUCACGAGCGCCACAUUGGGGGUGAUUUUGUACGUAAUUACUCUGAUUGGCAUCAGAAAGUUGACACGGAUGUAUUACUACUACACGGAAGUACGGCAGCGCUUAAUGGACGUUGGCAAGGAGUCCGACAUAGAAAGCUACAGGAUUUCGGGGUCAACAGUUAAUAAACUCAUCUACAUGACGAGGUACACAGGAACGCUGUUAUUGGUUAUGGGGAUCAUUUGGACAGUGAUGACUGUGACGUACUACAAGCAGCGCGAGCUUCCUAUAUACUACGACAUCUUGUUCGGAGUACAGGGCAUAUUUAUGUUCAUCAUCUUUGUCUGUAUGCCCAAACCGAUGGUAAAAAUCAAGAAUUGGUUCAUUGAAAACAACCACUGUAUCAAAUUCUGCAACAUGCCACCGACUACUCCCGACCCUGUUUCGCGUCAUACAUUCCGUAGUAUUUCGCAAAUGACAGAGACACCAGCGAAAGAGCCAACUAAAUUUUUGUCAAAUCCAUUUAAGUAUUUGCCGGAGUAGAACAUCUCUUGAAACUGGUGAAUACGGGUCUAUACGAGGUGUUUGCAAAUGGCAGGGAAAUAUGCUCGAGUUAAUUCCGCAAUAUAAACAUUUAAAAAGUACUGUUUGCCGUGCCAUGCAAUCCAAGAAAAACGUCACAGUCGAGUGUUAACAGAGUUAAUUUUUGCGAAUAUAAAGAAAUCUAUUCAAAAUUUAUAUUAAGCGGCAUAGUGAUUCAUUUUCGACAGCUAAUUUAGGCUCAACACCCUUAACGCUCCCUUGUAAUUGCCCCACGUCCAAGGUAAUUGCUUUUGGUUCUUAUGAAUAUUCUAUUGCACUACACUGUCGAGAAAAAAUGGUCCAGUAUGAAACAAAGUAAGCCAAGGCGUUUCAAGUAUUGUAUAUCAUGACAUUCAGUAGACCCAGCGUACGUACGGCGGUCACUGCCAGCGAGAUAAACAUGUUAACAUGCUUUAUUGCUUAUAAUGAUAUCGAUGUGUAACGACUCAAUAAGAAUUUUAAACUUGACACUUACAAUAUAUAACGUUGCAGUUUACUAGCUACACAUAAGGAGAAAUACAAAAUCGAUAUUUUUUCUACAAUUUCCAUUUAUUGGUCUUAUGGCCAGGCUAAGGUUGGCGGAUUUCUGCUUAACAAGAACACAAACGAGAAAACAACACGUAGACUGUAAAGGCCUAUUUGUCUAGUAAUCUUCAUAAUUGGCAUACAUGGCUCUAGUACCCGGUGCGAUGGUUGCUAAAUAUUGCCGAAAACGCCAACGGCGCCAUAUUAAGAUUAUGUAUUAUGUAUCCUUGCGAAGGCAAACGGUACCCGUGAUUCAUGUCUAACGUUCAUAU